GUUAUCAGUCCUUUAUGUGAUACUAUUUCGGUUUAAAAUUGUUUAGUGCCUUAGGCUAGUUAGAUACACAAUUUUGAAUUUAAUAUCCCAUGCGUCACAAAUAAGUACAUAUAUGAAUACUGAAAGUGUAAUGUAGCGACAUGUUUUUUUUCGAUUUUUAUGAAUACUCUUUCAAAAGUGAUUUAUACAUUCCAUAUUGUUAAAUAGCUCGGAGUGAUUGAUCAACAAAAGUAAAACCGUCUUAUAUGGUGUACGUUUUAUUUAAUAUUUAAAAUUGUCUUCAAAAGAACAUAGAAAUGGAUUAUAAUGAAGUUAAAGUAAAUUUAAGAAAAUUUGCUUUCCCCCUUUCCACUGAAAAUGCAUUAAAUCAAAUACAAUCUAUAAUUAACGGUGAAACAUCACGUAAGCAACACUUAAAUGAAGACCUUGCUAUGGAUUUAAUAUCAGAGUUCAUAUUUUGUGAAACUAAUGAAGAAGGAAAAUCUACUAAGCCAAUGUCUCGUAUUAGACAUUUAGAAUUGUUAGUAAUGAUUUGUGAUUACUUUAAUAAAACGAAAAUUAAACAAGAUAAUGACAAUUGUUGUGGAGAUACUGCUCUAAAUGCCAUUUUCAUGACCUUAUUUCCUCAGUUUGGUGCACCUCCUCAGCGAACUAAUAUGUUAGUGAGCCUGGUGUCAUUAGCUAUAUCUACCUACAGUAACCUUAUACUACAAUCUGCUGGUGUACAGAUGCAACAAUUAGGCUGUUCAUCUAAAUACAGCUUACAAUUGGCUGAUGGGUUAGUCAAUAAAUUCUUUACAUUUAUAGGUACUCAAAGUACAUCAUUGCAUUUACUUCCUCAAAAUGCUCCUUUAUUCACAGCCAAUCUGAUGACUGCACUAUCAGAACUGUAUUUCAAUCCAAAAACAACCGAUACAACUAUGAGUAUUGUACUACCCCCUCGUAUUGUAUUAGAAACUGUUGUACGGUGGAUCAAUUCUGAUCCAUGUUUAUGUUUCACUGCACAUUACACAGAUUUACAACGUGCUUUACCAAGUGGUGCAAUUCCAAUGGUAGCCACUCUACCUUUUCUGGGUCUAUUCAGAUGGUGUUUUUUUGCUCCACUGUGUGUGAAAAACAGUGAAGACUUGGCUAUUUAUUCUGAACUACAUUGUGCUUUAAUUGAGAGUGUUAUGCAAGGCUGGAAAGUAUAUUCAGAAGAAAAUCCAAGAAUCAGUCGACCAUAUACUUUAAGUGUACAUUCUGUUUUGCUUCCACAACUGAAAGCUCUUAUUGAAGAAACUAUGAAAUCAAAUGAUCCAGCUUCCAUGUAUUCUGUUGAAAUAGUGGUGGAAAGAUUAGCUCAAAGUAUUCAUGCAGCUAUAAUAUCUGAUACUAUUUUUGGAAACAAACAAGAUUUGGUUAAUCAAUUAGAAACACUUCCGGCUAAUAAUGUUUUAAAAUCACUUAUUAAACGCAUACAAGUAUAAAUAUAAAGAUUGUAUUACUUAUCAUCAUUAGCUGCAAAAAUUCUGUUAAUUUAAGAUAAAUAUUUAUGUAUUUUUUUUUCUAAUUUAAAAUUUGAUUUUAAAAGAAAAUGUAUUCCAUGUACAAAUUAU
Messenger RNA from Sipha flava (yellow sugarcane aphid), 1598 nucleotides. RefSeq lists its product as uncharacterized. The record is from RefSeq and is a predicted model, not a curated record. The transcript has 6 exons. NCBI's taxonomy places the organism in Eukaryota, Metazoa, Arthropoda, Insecta, Hemiptera, Aphididae. Bases 297 to 1469 code for a protein of 390 amino acids.